CUGACGGCGUACUUAAGCAAGUACUUUUGGAUAUUAACAAAUAAUUCAUAAUAAGGGGUAUAAUACAGAUUAAAUAUAUCAUAGAAGACUAUGUUUGACCUCUCUAGUCUCAAUCAAGGAUGGUUUUUCACAUUACUUUCUACAUGCUUAUGCGUGUUGGGUUGCUUCAUUAUUUAUGUCGAUGACUUGUACCAUUUUCUAUUACCAAGCUUUGUUACCAAGAGAUAUACUUUUGUAUUGCGGGAUAACUAUGCGUUCAUGAAUGCUGCGCUUUCCUUCAGUUCCGGGUGCUUACUUUUUACAGCCCUCUACCGUUUACUUCCUGAGGGCGAAUCAUAUUUAGAAAAGUCCAACCCUGAAGUUGGAGAUUUCAAGAGAUCACCCCAACGUCUAAUGCUUUAUUUAUUUAUAUCGUAUACUCUCGGUAUGGCUAUUUGCGGGACAAUGAAUGUUAUGCUACACUUGUUAACUAGUGAAUCUGUGGUUCAUUGCAGUCAUAGUGGUGGUCAUGGCUCCGAUGAUCUGUUAAAGGAUAUUCACGAUCAUGCUCACGAUCAUGAACAUACCCAUCAUGGCAAUCAUACGCAGCAUAGUCAUGUAGACCGUGGAGAAGCUGCUCAUCGCCAUGAUGGUCAUGUCCAAAAUGAAGCAAUCACUCACUCACAUUCCCAUUCCCAUGGACAUCAACACAGUUCAUCACUGGAGUUUACAACAUCGUCGGGAAAGAUUGCUGUGGAUGAUAUUGAUAUAUACCAACCUUCAAUUCAUUCUCAGCCUGAUGAAGUAACUCCAUUAAUCCCAACGCUUAAGAAAUCUAAAUCACUUCUUCAUUAUUUUAGUGCUAAGGAUGAAGUUGGUGAAUGCAAAGGUUAUACAUCUCCCGAUGUUUAUCUUUUUACGAAUUCAAAAGUAGAUGAUGGAUCUAUUCAAUCAUGUCCUAUAGAUAUGAAUCUUAUCAAUAUCAAUUCAACGAUCUCCACCCUGAUUUUUCCUUCUCAUACUGAAGCUGAAGAUUUGGAGAGACAUGCACAUCAUACUGAUGACCAUCAUCAUCAUGUUUCCACCCCCAUUUCUCACCUCCUCUUGAUAGGAAUUGAGACUACUCUUGCCAUUACUCUUCAUAAAUUACCUGAAGGAUUUAUAACUUAUAUCACUUCAGAGACUAACAAAACUUUGGGAGUUCAAAUAUUUCUUAGUUUAAUGUUGCAUAAUUUCACUGAAGGGUUCCUGAUGUGCUUACCCUUAUAUUACCUGAUGGCAGUAUCUUCUCCAAAUUACGCAAAACUCAAAGCAGUUGCAAUCAGUGCAACUUUGGGUGGUCUUUCUCAACCAUUGGGGGCCUUGGUGGGUUACGUAUUUUUAUCCUACAAUAAGAAAGAAGAUAUUGAUCUAUUACAAUUGAACUUUAUUUUUGGUAUUACAAUGGCAGUUACAAGUGGAUUUCUUACAGUAGUUGGAUUAUCAAUGUUCAGUUCGGCAAUUGCAUUUAACCGAGGUUCACUGAACUUUGUGAUGUCUUGGUGUUUAGUAGGAAUGUGUUUAAUCGGCUUCUCUGGGGUUUUGACUGCCAAAUUACAAUAAUAGAGUAUAUAGAUUUUUAACACAUAUCAAUACAAAGAAGAGAUUUU
Messenger RNA from [Candida] anglica, 1628 nucleotides. Lineage: Eukaryota; Fungi; Ascomycota; Pichiomycetes; Serinales; Debaryomycetaceae. The record is from the annotation of a GenBank genome assembly.